AACUGCCGCGUGAAAAAAAAAAAAAAAAAAAAAAAAAAAAAAAAAAAACCAACCACGUUAAUGAAGAGAAUCGCCCCUCGCGCGGGCGGGGAGGUUGACGGUUUAAAAUGGCGGCCGCGGAGGGGAGAGCGCGCUGAGGGGAGGCGGGUUGGGGCUUUGGGCCCCGGCCGCUCCGGGGGCAGUUCUCCUGGGGUAGCUGCUGCGGGAGUUGUGUGUCUUUCCUGCCCCCGCUGCAGCCGGGCUUGUGCUCUGGUUGCCGCUGCGAGGGGCCCGGCAGGCCGGCGCGGCGCUUCGCGGGCGCUCCGUCACCUCCCGCCGGUAGCGGUGCCGGGGGAAGCCGCCGCGGUCCGUGCAGCUCCAGGCGCGCUGCGAUGGAGGCAGAGCCUCUUGCCCGCACGGUGCUACGAGGCGAUCUCCACCGGCUGCGCGGGUGCCUGUGAGGGAGCUGUGAGUCGAGCUGGGAAACGUUAGGUACCCUCUUCUACACACAGCGCUCUCUGCAAGUGAUUUAAAAGCUGUGGACCAGAAUUCUGAUUUAGAAGAAUGGCAAGAAACUAAGCUGAUUAACUAGCUUGAUACUUGGAAAACUGCUUCAUUUGGGAGAAAGUGAUGUCAGGAAGAAGUAGCAUACUGCAGUCUGCUCUGCUAACUUCAUGGGAAAAGAGGUUAAGAGGAAACUUUUAAAAGGAAAUAGAGUUUUUCCAGACUGAGGACUGAGGACUUGGCAAGAAACCACAAAAUGUCUCCAGAAUCAAAAAAACUUUUCAACAUAAUUAUUUUGGGAGUCUCAUUUAUGUUUAUAUUCACUGCUUUCCAAACAUGUGGAAAUAUUGCGCAAACUGUUAUUACAAAUUUGAACAGCACAGAUUUUCAUGGCAGUGGCUACACAAGCAUGUCCAUUAUUUAUGGAGUAUUCUCUGCAUCAAAUCUUGUAUCGCCUUCAGUGGUUGCGAUAGUAGGACCUCAACUCGCCAUGGUUGUUAGUGGCAUAUUUUAUAGCCUAUACAUUGCAGUUUUUAUCCAACCUGCUACAUGGGCUUUCUACACGGCUUCUGUUUUUAUUGGCAUUGCAGCUGCUGUACUCUGGACAGCACAGGGAAAUUGCUUGACUGUAAAUUCUGAUGAAAACACCAUUGGAAGGAACAGUGGCAUAUUUUGGGCGCUCUUGCAGUCCAGCUUGUUUUUUGGAAACCUCUACAUAUACUUUGCUUGGCAAGGAAAAACUCACAUAUCAGAGAGCGAUCGCAGAACUGUCUUCAUUGCUCUGACUGUUAUCAGUCUUGUGGGCACAGUUCUGUUCUUUCUGAUUAGGAAACAAGAGGACACAAAAGCUCCAGGGGAGGAAGUUUCUGCUAAUGAAAUCCUGAGGGACAGCUCGUCUGCACAAAACAAAAUGACAAGAGCAGUGGCUGCCUUCAAGAAAUCUAUAAAGCUGAGCUUCACCAAAGAGAUUCUGCUUCUCAGUGUUACAACAGCCUACACAGGUUUGGAAUUAACGUUCUUUUCUGGAGUAUAUGGAACAUGUAUUGGUGCUGUAAAUAGGUUUGGCGGUGAAGAGAAAAGUCUUAUUGGUCUCUCUGGAAUUUUUAUUGGUGUUGGAGAAAUUUUAGGUGGAGGACUGUUUGGUUUACUAAGCAAGAAUAAUCGUUUUGGCAGGAACCCUGUUGUGAUGCUAGGCAUCAUUGUCCAUUUCAUAGCCUUUUAUUUAAUUUUUUUCAACAUGCCAAAUGAUGCUCCUAUUGCUCCUAUGGAAGGAACAGAUGAUGUUGCUUACAUGAUUCCAAGCAAAGAGGUGGCCAUAUUCUGCAGCUUUCUGUUGGGCCUGGGGGACAGCUGCUUUAACACCCAGCUCCUCAGUAUUUUAGGAUUCCUGUAUUCAGAAGACAGUGCUCCUGCCUUUGCCAUUUUUAAGUUUGUUCAGUCCAUCUGUGCUGCAGUUGCAUAUUUCUACAGCAAUUACUUCCUUCUGCAGUGGCAACUCCUGAUCAUGGUGGUUGCGGGCUUCUUCGGAACAAUUACUUUCUUUACAGUGGAGUGGAAAGCAGCAGCAGCAGCAGCUCCUGUUGCCCGUGGCUCAGACUACAGCAGCAUUUGAUCUAGAUACCAUGCCUAGUCCAACAUAAGGAAAAACAUGAGCACAUUUAUUGUGAGGUGACGCGAGAAGGUGAAAAGAUCAAGCUGCUGCAGAGAUGAAGAUGGAGGAAGCUACUACUAAAUCACUGUCAGUCUAAAAGAUUGUGAAACAUGAGAGAAAAAAAAAUGCCAAUUUGAAAGGCUUUUUUCUUGCUUUAAUCAACCGAGCAUGGUAUGCAUGUUCUUAAAAAUCCAGUAUUAGAAAUGGAAGGAAAUGUAGAGAUCUAUGUAUUGAACAACUCUGUUCUGAGAUGUACCUUUCAGAAUGUAAUUGCCUAAUUUAACUCUACCAUGCACUACAGAAUUACAGUUUCAUCUUUUCCCUGUAAAUUAUUUUUCCUAUAUUCUAAUUCUGCAAACACUUGAAUUCUUGUAUUGAAUGAGUGAUAUUUUUAUAAGGUACAUUAUAUCACAGAGUGUGUCUGCACAACUGAGAGAUCAAUUUGUCAUUGACUUUUUCAACAAUUAGAUAUGCAGAAGUAUUUCUGUGGGAAAUGUUGCUGCCUUAUGCUGUAUCACCUAGCUCUUUGUUUCCCAACUGUUUGUUUAUUAAUCUAUUCCAUGUGCUUAAAUUCUCUCAGAUGCAUGGGUUUCUUUGAAGGAAGCGAAUUAGGUUGUAAUGGGACAUGAACGAUUUUACAAGAAUUGGAAGAAGUUACUCCUAGCCAUCUUGAGGAUGUGAUCCUGAGAUCUGUGAAGUACUGAUAAUAGAAAACAGUGUCCUCGUUUGGCAUCACAGAAUUGAGCUGUAUUGGGAUAGCUGCUCCAACUUUCUCAGGGUAAUGCUGUAUGAAGGACCGUAAGACACUGCUUCCCUCUCAGACUCCCAAAUAAUUCUUUGCACUUCAGUUAAAUUUUCAUCAAAAUCUGAGUUGGGAGCAUUGUCUAAGAUAAUUUUUAAAAGUGCAAAUAGACUCAGAAUGUGAAGUGUAAGAAUAAUCUUGCAGUGUUUAUUCUACUGCAUAGUCUAAAAAUACCUGAAACGCUUGACGUAAGUUGUUUCAUUCAUUAUACUUUAGGAAGACUGUAUUGUAAUCUUAUUCUACCAAAUGUGAAAAUAAGGAUACUAGCAUAGUAAACUAUGUUUUAAUCCAAAACUGUUACAGAUUAUAUAAUACAGUGAAUGCAACUCACCUUGA
Tyto alba (common barn owl) is the source of this 3272-nucleotide messenger RNA. RefSeq names its product major facilitator superfamily domain containing 11 (gene MFSD11). Bases 740 to 2095 code for a protein of 451 amino acids. The record is from RefSeq and is a predicted model, not a curated record. The transcript has 15 exons. Lineage: Eukaryota; Metazoa; Chordata; Aves; Strigiformes; Tytonidae.